AUGAUUGCGAUCGUAUGUUACGCCACAUCAAUUCGUAUUGUAAAUCUACCAGAGUGUAAGUUACGUGGUCUAAGUAGUACCUAUCCUUAUGAUAACUGUGAAUCAAAUAAACACGAUUUGACUAUUCAAGAAAAACAGAACUCACACUCCACCCAUGCAUAUCGGAUAGUGAAAAAUGUUUUCUCUUUAAACUUGCUGGAAUUUCAGUAUUUGUACGAUGCUUCCAUGGAUCAGGUUUUUGCUGCUUGCCUACUUCGCUACCUCAGGCAUCUUAAAACCGUACCGGCUAUAUUCCUUCCAUGUCAGUAUGAACGAACAUUAUGUGAUAACCCAAUGUGGAAAGUUGUUAUAAGUCGUCUGGUAAAGGCAAUUGUAAUCGAAGAAUCCAUGGCAUGGCUUUCUACACUUGGUGGUGGAUAUUCUUCACUUGGAGAUCACAGUGAUUAUGCGGCGAGUUUGGCUGGGACGGUCUCACUCUUUCAAAUGAGCCUUGCGUUAGAAAUCAACUCGCCUGUUCUCCUAGCUAAGUCCCAACUUUGGUUUGCUCAAAGUUUAAUGCAGAGAGGAUAUUUGAAAAAUUCUGCUAAAAUAUUGAGACGAAUAUACAUAAUGUGGAGACCUCUUAUGAGGCCUGAUGUUUCAUCUGAUAUGCGCAUAGAUUACAUGGCUCUUGGUUUGUGGGCACGUUUACGUCACUUAUGGAAAACAAAACACAAAAUAAAGUCGAGUUUAUCCAUUUCAUUAUCAGUGGAUAAUAAUUUACUUUCUCUAUAUCCACAUGUUAAUAUGUUAGUCAGUCGACUUUAA
This is a messenger RNA of Schistosoma guineensis, 807 nucleotides long. NCBI's taxonomy places the organism in Eukaryota, Metazoa, Platyhelminthes, Trematoda, Strigeidida, Schistosomatidae. The record is from the annotation of a GenBank genome assembly.